Molecule: messenger RNA, 1454 nt
Organism: Rhodofomes roseus
Lineage: Eukaryota; Fungi; Basidiomycota; Agaricomycetes; Polyporales; Fomitopsidaceae
Exons: 8
Coding region: 420-1112 (230 amino acids)
Molecular function (GO): calcium ion binding
Source: RefSeq, a predicted model, not a curated record
GUGAGAUUGCGGGCUCAAGGUCGUCAGAGCGGGCCUCGGAGGCUCGUCGUGUACAUACUGGUACCGGUGUCCUCUGAACUUUACGCUCUGCAUGUAAUUUCGCUGCGCUGUCUGCUGCGUAUACGCUCUCUGAACUCUCGGACACCUCUUGGUUAUGCUACCGGCGUACGGGCUUAUGCUGCCGCUCCGCGGGAUCGACGAAGGCGGAGCAUUAAUACUCAGCGGCAGCAACGUUGUGCUGUGCGCCGCCUGCUGCACGUCAAUGUACACCGCCCACGGCAUCGCAUACAGGACGCCUAACGAUUCUGACUCCAUGGCAGAAUCGCUCGAGACGCCCUAUAUGUAAGGCACCGAGGGAAUGUGGUCCUCUCCGUACCUUCAUCCAGCGCUUCUCGACACCCGCUCUACCACCGUCCACCAUGUCCAUACACUCGAACCAUAGUCACCACCACCAUCACCACAGCCGGCACCAUACUCCCUCCGCAUCCUACAGAGAAGCACCCCUCUCGGCCACACCGUCCUACGGCAGCGGCUACGGCGGCGGCUAUGGCGAUCGCGCCAUCACACCUGCCGCCCCUCCGCCUGGGGCAGAUCCUCAGCUCUGGCAGUGGUUCAGCGCGGUAAACGCGACGCAUUCCGGAGGCAUCACAGUACACGAGCUACAGAACGCUCUCGUAAACGGCGAUUGGUCGAAAUUUGAUCUCGACACUGUGAAGAUGCUGAUGAACAUGUUUGACGUCGACCGAAGUGGGACGAUAGGGUUUAAUGAGUUCUGUGGCCUAUGGAGAUACAUCCAGGAAUGGCAGGGCGUAUUCAGGCACUUCGACAAGGAUCGUUCCGGGUCUAUAGAAGGCUACGAAUUGGCCGAAGCAAUGCGUAGCUUUGGUUACAAUCUCUCGCCUUCCAUCCUUACGCUCAUCGAGCAGAAAUACGCAUCUGCACCUGUAAGCGGCUACGGCCCGCCGCCUGGCAUCACCUUCGACCGUUUCGUGCGUGCUUGUGUAGUAGUGAAAUCACUCACGGAAUCAUUCCAGAGGGUCGACACGGACAGAGACGGCUGGGUGCAACUCAGCUAUGAAGACUUCAUGAAGAUUGUUCUCAGCAUGCCUUGAUAUUGGCUGCCAGGAGUGAACGGCGCGGGGAUUCUGUGACUCUGUCUGAGUGAUAACGAUUUGUCGAGUUCUCCUUCAGUGCUGUAGCGAUAAUGUAGCGUCUGUUUAUUUGUAGUUGUACCGUCAACUUGUACGGGCGUUGAAUAGUCCCUUGAGCAAACGUUAUCGCUCUCUCCGUGUCUCCCGGACACCUGGUGACGUACUCCGUAUUAGCCAUCAUAAUCAUAAUGCCAGCCGUGCAUCUCGCCGUACGCGUGUUGUGCGGCCGGCGGGCCAGAGCAUCACUUGUUCAGAUUCGCGUAUUCAAAGCAGUCUAACCAACGCCGGGCUGACCAAGGUCGC